AUGGCGUCAGCAAGAAGAGUAGCGGAGGAGGUAACACUCGGUGUGGAUGAGUGGGCUGCUGUGGCUUGGCAAGCGCUAGUGCUUGGCGGGGUGGUACAGCCCCAAAUCGGAACAGGAACCCCGGCAGCAUCAAGUUACCGCGAGGAUUUCCCCCAUGCCAACGACGGCCCGUACAGGCACACGCCCAUGAAAGCUGCUCGAGCAGUUCGUGAUGUGCUCAAUCUCAUGAUGACCUGCCGGCAGCUGUACCACAACCUGCCAUACGCGUUGCCCAAAUGGUGCUGCUCCGUCGUCUUGUCUUCGACAAGUCAAUCCACCUGGCUGGACACGUUCCAAUGCAGCAUCUUCGGCGUGCCUGCCUUGACCAGCGACACUGCAUAUUCGGGUCGCCUCGAGCAACAGGACGAUGAUGACGAUGAUGAUGAUGAACAGCAGCAACAGCAGCCACAGCAACAGGAGUACAUCGACGGUGUCAGUCAUGCUUCAUGUCAUGAUGGCAAAAGUUCGUCGACUGCUGCGGGCCUCGCGGCCAAGGAUGAUUGCGUCAUCAUUUCAGCCACGGCUUGGCUUGAAGACCGGUUCCUGGUCUACUCCUGGCUGGGCGUUGUUUGGAAUGGGGAGUGCGCGUUCUUGCGGACGUGCAACCGCACGCGGGAGUUUCGUGAGUCGUUUGCGGGCUGCGGGCGGCUGUCCUUUCACAGCUUGGACGGCAUGGAGGCAUGGCUUGCCGAUAACGAUGAGGACAUCAGGGCCUCAACUCCCUCACGUGUGCAAUCUACGAGCUUGAGCGACGAUGAGAAAGGGGGGCAUGCAUCAGCGCCAGACCAAACACCAACCAACCCAACCGCAGCAACAACAACGACAGCAACAGCAGCAGCAAAUGUGGUCACGUCUCAAAGACGAACCAGGGAAGCCACGCUGGACAAGAAAGAGACAGGCCUCGCACAACAUGCACACCAACGAGGCCAUAGCCCUCAUUCGCAGCGUGUAACACAUCACACAGAGACCGCAGGCCCAGGGGCAGGCGGCUGCUCCCUGUGCCCAGCGCGCCUAUCUGUUGCGCUUACACGCACGUGCCAGGAAGACCUUGAGGCCUUUCAUCGCAUGAGGGCGCGGAUGGGAUCACCGCGCGGGCGCAACUUCUACUUUCACGUGACGGGCGGUAUUGAAGAGAUGCACCUGGCCGAUGUUGAUGACGUUUGCGUGGCAUGUCGGGACACGCGCCAUGUGAUUGCUCGCUGCAGCUUCACCAACGUGAGCAAGCUCUUGUGGAUUCUUGCCGCAGACCAAUGCACCCUGGAUGCACGUUUCCACCACGUCCGUAGUGUCAAGUUGCUGGGACAAGGCAACACCAUCACAGAUGUUUCAGCUUUGGAUGGUGUGGCGGAUGUCUCGUUGCGUGCCCUCUCAGGGAUGGACCUCAGCCCUCUGCGUUGUGCUCAGCGCGUGUCGCUCACGAGGGUGGGUGCGGACUUGACCCCUCUCAGGGACGUUCCCUGUCUCAAUCUGUCCGGGUACACUGCGCACAGCUUGCGGUCCAAGGUUGGCCAGCACAUCACGUUGAACGCCACCCAACUUGUCCUUCUUGUCCAGCCAACACGGCUUCCCACCGCCACCGCCACCGCCACCACCACAACCACCACACCACCGCCGAAACUGCACCUUCAUCUCCCACGCGCGGCCCGUUUCGCUGUCGAAUGCAAUGAGUUGCACAGCAUCGACUGCAUGCCGAGUGUUGACAUCGCGUGCCUGACGAACUGCACUGCUCUGGAGGAGCUGCCGCCCUUUGCACACGCCAACAAGGUGGUCAUCAACACGCGCCUGACACGCGAGGUGGUGGCUGCAUUGAGCGCGCGCGUGAACCUCCUCGUGCUUCAGGGAGACGCAACGCGCGACCUCUCCGCACUGUCUGCGGUGGCGGCCGGAACACGCGUGCAGCUGCACGACGUUCAGGCUGCUGACAUCAAGGACACACUGCCGUCUUUCGUGCAGAGAGUGGGCCUGUCUGUUCGCGGGCGACUGCGUACCAACGUAGCCAUGCUGGAGCACGUGCGAUACUUGACGGUGAAUGCUGCGAUUGUCAAUGGAACCCGCCACAUGUCCACUCUCAUUGGCUUGGAGCGCCUUCGCCAUCUCCGGCACGUCACCUUGCGCCAUCAGCAUAUAGAAGCCGUCUUCUCGUCCUGCGAGCAAGUGCACCUGUACAAUUGUGCUGGCACUGUCCGCGUCCGCGACACGGACACGUUCGUGUGUGCGUAUGCGCCCAACAUUACCGUUGAGGAGCUGUCGUGCGUGGGCGCCGUGAGAUUCGAAGGCCCGGGCCCCAUGACGCUUGCAGGCCCCGUCAUCAGUGACGUGAAUUCGAUGCAGGUGCACUCGCGUCGGCUCAGUGACUUGAGCCUGUUUGCCGGCGUGCGGCGGCUGGCGUUGCAGCGGUGCACAUUUGAUAGCGUUGACUCGCUGCCUGCUGUGCAGACGCUUGUCAUCUCAGACUGCCGUGACUCCAGCCACGUUUUGUGGCCGUCUGUUACGCUUGUCAACAGAACGAAGGACGAAAUCAAGCGUGCGCUCACGGGUCAGAGAGCAUCCAGCAUGUCGCUGGCGACCCUUGGUUUCGCCUUGAGACUUCACGAUCUGUUACAGGGCACGGUUGAUGCAGCUGCCCACAAGCCCACUGACCAAGCAGCAGAGCAGCAGCAGACGAACAUACAGUAA
Molecule: messenger RNA, 2715 nt
Organism: Salpingoeca rosetta
Lineage: Eukaryota; Choanoflagellata; Craspedida; Salpingoecidae
Exons: 2
Coding region: 1-2715 (904 amino acids)
Source: RefSeq, a predicted model, not a curated record